Molecule: messenger RNA, 3397 nt
Organism: Chelmon rostratus (copperband butterflyfish)
Lineage: Eukaryota; Metazoa; Chordata; Actinopteri; Chaetodontiformes; Chaetodontidae
Gene: necap1
Product: NECAP endocytosis associated 1
Exons: 8
Coding region: 6-794 (262 amino acids)
Biological process (GO): endocytosis
Cellular component (GO): clathrin vesicle coat; membrane
Source: RefSeq, a predicted model, not a curated record
UCAAGAUGGCGGCCGAGGGCGAGUACGAGUCGAUCCUGUGUGUGAAACCCGAUGUGAACGUCUAUCGCAUCCCACCGCGAGCUUCAAACCGCUCGUACAGGGCAGCUGACUGGAAGCUGGAUACUCCAGACUGGUCUGGUCGGAUGAGGAUCACAGCCAAGGGCCAGGUGGCGUACAUCAAACUGGAGGACAAGGUCUCAGGGGAGCUGUUUGCUCAGGCGCCAGUUAAGGAGUAUCCCGGCAUUGCAGUGGAAACAGUCAGCGAUUCCAGCCGAUACUUUGUUCUACGGAUACAGGAUGACAACGGUCGCAGUGCUUUCAUAGGAGUUGGCUUCGGGGACCGAGGGGACGCCUUUGACUUCAAUGUGGCUUUGCAGGACCAUUUCAAAUGGGUGAAACAGGAGAAUGAAAUCAGCAAAAGCGCCCAGCUCGGAGAUUCAGGACCCAAACUGGACUUGGGUUUCAAAGAGGGGCAGACCAUCACACUCAACAUAGGGCAAGGUAAAAAGAGGGAUAAACCCCGCCCACAAGGCUCAGGUGGGUUUGGACUCCUCCCACCACCACCUGGAGGCAAGAUAGCCCCUCCUCCUUCAUCAGGCUCAUCCAAUCACAACAUAGUCCCGCAGACGGGAGGCACAGCGACAGGCUGCCUGUUGGACCUGGACAGUAGUAACUCCAACACAGUGGUUCAGCCAAACCCUAGUUCAGAUCUUUGGGGAGACUUCUCUGCUCCUGCAAGCUCCGUCCCUCCACCAUCACGACCUCAGGACACCGGAAACUGGAUCCAGUUUUGAGUCGUCGGCUGCUACGUCGGUUGUGAUUUCCAUCUCACCUGCAUCUGUGUCUGUAGCUUCCUGUGCAUCACACCGAGAUUAACUCCCCUACACUGAUCCCAAAGCAGAGACGUGAAACACCACCGAGCUGUACAAACAACUCAUGGCAUCACUUCAUUCACAAAGACUCAUAGUUCUCUCGAAUAUUCUUGGUCGGAAAUGAAGCGUUCGUCUGUUAAAGCCAUUAUAUGAUAUGAGCCAUUUCCAGUAAUAUUUAAGGGCUAUGUGUGAUGUCCUGAGCUCCUCUUUUAUGUGUCUGCGUAGCCUCCCCAGUAGAUGGCUCUCCGAACAGAGCUUCAUCUCUGAUCUGGCAUGUUUCUGUCGCUGCAACAGCGGCCCCUGCAGGCACUGCUGGGUGCUACAUGUCAACAUGCUCUCUGUAACUUGCUGUGGGUAAAAACCUGCAGAGCUCAGCUUUAGUGAAGGCUGCAUUAACUGUUGGACACAAAUCAAAGAAGAAAAUUAAGGCAUUUUCUUUGUUGUUCUGAAAUUGGCUCAUAAAUCUUAUUUGUAAAGAACUGGAGAUUUGAAUAAUGUUUGUAUUACAGCUGCAGUCUGUCCAUCUUAUUUGGCUAUAAAUCCAAAAGAAAGAGCAGUUUAAGACACAUAAUACUCUUUUACCUCAUUUGCAAGACUUUUUAGACUGAAUGAGAGUAAAUGGCUCGUUCCCACCUCACACUGUGAACUGUGGAGUCGUACAGCCUCGUCCACGUCCCAGAAUUUCUGUAUUUAAAACAGCUGCUGUCGGUUGAAAGCGUGGUUUGAUUGCAUAAUGAUAAUGGGAGUAGAUUUAAAGAUCCAAAAUGCUCAGAUGAAAUUUGCUUGAUGGGGUAUGAAAACUAAAUAGUUCAAAUUUCAGAUCUAGCAGAUUAAAUCGCCUUUUUCACGCCAUCUACUGGUAUUUAUCGCCACAGAAACCAGGAGUUAUUAUUAGUUAUGGAAAGUAUUCAGAGUGUUUAUAGAAUCAAUAAACUCACUUAAAGUGGGAUGAGAUACUUUAGGUGAAAUGUCUUAAAAUAUAUUCAUGGAACUAUACGGGGAACCUUAACAUUCCUGUCCGGCGUACUAAAUCUAUAAAUUUAUGUUUACAGUGUAAAAUCAUAUUUGUGUUCACUACUGCGUGCUUGUUAUCAGCAGGUUUACUGUGUUGUAUCACUGAAAGCAGGCAAAUCCAGACAUGUAUUCAUUACUGUGACUUAUUUACCUUUUUACAAACGUUUACUGCAUUGUUGUGAAGAAUUAUAAGCUAAGAGUGAAAUAAGAUAAGAAUUAAAUAUAGCACAUUUUGCUGAAUUUGGUCAUUAACUCACCCGUUUUCAAAGUAAACUGGAGCAGGAAUUAAGGCCAUUUUUGAGAUCAUCAAAGGGAAAAUCUAACGUGGAGAGGUUCGGUCAGCACAUGUAAAUCUCAGCUUCAGUUUUGCAUGAAAUAUAUCGUCGACUAUUCACGUCCAGCAGAUUUACAUUUAGACGUUGACACAUCAGUCUCGCUGAAUCCUCUGCACCCCCCAAACGCUCCUUUUCUGUACCAGCCACUCUAAUGUUGAAGAGAAAACUUCACACCUCUUUCUAAUGUUCUGCUCACAGAAGACGAGCUUCCUUAUGAAUGGACGCCAUUAACUGUCUGUUACACAGUGGGAGGAGUGUGCUCGUACACUCAAUUUACCUGAUUUUCCGUGUUUGAAAGGUAACCUGUAAAAACAGCCUGCUGUGAAGCGAAAUACUGCUUGUUUUAUCAAAGUAAGAAUAGUUCUGAUAUUCAGUGCAGGAAUUUAAGUAAACUGAAGCUGUCCGACAUGAGUUGUAACAGGGCUGAGGUUUGACAGCAGAUUUAGACAAUCUGAGGAUGUUAUUUGGAAGUUAAAGGAGUAGUUCGCCAUGAUUAUUCACCGCCUUGCUGAGAGUUAGACGAGAAGGUCGACACCACUCUCAUGUUUGUGCAUUUAGUCUGAAGCUGGAGCAAACAGCUGGGUAUCUUAGCUUAGCUUAGCUUAAAAACAGCUAGCCUGGCUCUGUCCAGGGGGAACAAAACGAGCCAACCAGCAUCUCUAAGUCUAAAAAAAAUUAACCUCGUUUGUUUUUAUUUCCAAAAUGUCAAACUAUUCAGAGAAUUUAUUUUAAUAAUAGAUUAUAUAAGAAAAGACUUACCUGAUCGUUAUCCCCAUGUGGCAAAUCACUCUUUAACUGAAGCCUGUUAGAAUAUGAACAGACCAGUCUCAGGACUGAGGGCGAGAAAAACAAAAUGAUUGUCUUACUUCAUCUGAUGAAUGUCUCGAUGGCAGCGGAUGAUAUGUUCCUUUUUGUACUGAAAAGGCUUCGGCUGGUCGUGAAGUUCGAUGGCGUUUACAGGACUUUGACAUGUGAAUUGUCGUUUCUUGACUUUGUUUGCGUAGAUUUUUUUUAAGGUUUGCUGUGAUUAAAUCACAUGAGCUGUGUUUAAUUGGCAUUAAGGUAUAGGGCUGAUUGAUAUGAUAUGUUGAUAUGUGUGUUGUAUUUACAUUGCUCGUAUUGCUGGCAAAAAUAUAAAAAUGUCUCCCAUUUCUCACUCAUUCCACUCUGGCUGUA